CAUUUUCCUAGAGAGAACAAGUGGGCGUUGGGAGCACGGUGGUGGGGUGCAUAGCGAAAAGGGCGACCCGGAAGCGAUAGUGGAGGAAACUUCCGUUCUUUGUUCUGUCCCCGGUGUGUGGGUCUGUGGCCGGGUCCUACAGGUCCUGGUGCGUGUCUGGUUCCCCCAAAUCUCCCGUCUCUGCCCCCAGGGUGAGUCGGGCCGUCUCCGGGGCUCGCGUGCUUCCUCGUUCUCAUUCAAAACCGGCUUCCUUCUGAGUCUGGAGAUAGGAGAUCGGAAGCCAGAACAUCUACCCUACCCAUGGAAACUCAGGCUGAUCAUGUAUCUCAGGAACCUCAACCCUUGCUUGAGAGUGCUCUUCCCUCCUCAGAAGUUCCUGCCUUUUCCAACAAGGACAGUCUGGGGGAUGAGAUGCUGGCAGCUGCUCUCCUAAAGGCCAAGUCCCAGGAGUUGGUGACAUUUGAGGACGUAGCUGUCUACUUCAUCCGGAAGGAGUGGAAGCGAUUGGAACCUGCUCAGAGGGACCUGUACCGGGAUGUGAUGCUGGAGAACUAUGGGAAUGUGUUCUCACUGGAUGGUGAGUCCAGGACUGACAGUGAUCGAGACAUUUCAGAAGAUACAGGAUCACAUGGGAUGCUAUUGGGAAGAUUCCAAAAGGAUAUUUCUCAGGGUCUUAAAUUUGAAGAAGCCUAUGAACAAGAAGUCAGUCUAAAAAGGCAACUAGGGAACUCCUCUGGGAAAAGAUUGAAUAGGAAGAUACAAGAUUUUGGUCAAGUGACAGUUGAAGGAAAGCUCUCCCCCAUGGCAGAGAGAAAUGAGAAAUAUAAUGAGUUUGGGAACAGCUUCACUGUGAGUUCCAGUCUGAUUUCCCAUCAGAGACUUCCUGUGGGAGACAGACCCCAUAAAUGUGAUGAAUGUAGCAAGAGCUUUAAUCGAACUUCAGACCUUAUUCAACAUCAGAGAAUCCACACAGGGGAAAAGCCCUAUGAAUGUAGUGAAUGUGGCAAGGCCUUCAGCCAGAGCUCACAUCUUAUUCAGCAUCAGAGGAUCCACACUGGGGAGAAACCUUAUGAAUGUAAUGAUUGUGGGAAGACCUUCAGUUGUAGCUCUGCUCUCAUCCUACAUCGGAGGAUCCACACUGGGGAGAAACCUUAUGAAUGUAAUGAGUGUGGGAAAACCUUUAGCUGGAGUUCCACCCUUACUCACCACCAGAGAAUCCACACUGGCGAGAAACCCUACGCUUGUAAUGAGUGUGGAAAGGCCUUCAGUAGGAGCUCUACCCUUAUUCAUCAUCAGAGAAUCCACACUGGAGAAAAGCCCUAUGAAUGUAAUGAGUGUGGGAAGGCCUUCAGCCAGAGCUCACAUCUCUAUCAGCACCAGAGAAUCCACACUGGAGAGAAGCCCUACGAAUGUAUGGAAUGUGGAGGAAAGUUUACCUAUAGUUCAGGCCUUAUUCAGCAUCAAAGAAUCCACACAGGGGAGAAUCCCUAUGAAUGUAGUGAGUGUGGAAAAGCCUUCAGGUAUAGCUCAGCUCUCGUCCGCCAUCAGAGGAUUCACACUGGAGAGAAGCCUUUGAAUGUAAUGGGUAUGAGCAAAAGUUCUCUCAGAGUUACUGCUGAAUUAAAUAUCAGAGAGUCUACAUGAAAGAGCUGCAUACCCGUUUUCCUCACUUCCCGCGUCUCAAGAGCCCUUGCCUUAUUUUAUAACUCUGAACAACUUAGGCUUGUCCCUUCCACCUCAGACCUUUCCCAUUAAUGGGGCAGAUUUUGUGUUUCAUCAUGGCACAGUGAUCAGAAACCUAGUGGAUUUCCCAGAAAACAGCCUUCAAAACUUGAGAGGCAAGUGAGAGAUUAAGUGCUGGGAACAGAAGGAAGCUUGAGGACCAGUCACCCUUUUCUGGAGGGGAGUUUGCACUAAACCGUUUUUUCUCACACCAGACAAGCCUUUCUUUCCAACACGGGGGUGGAAGAUUAGUAGGAAUAAAGUUCCAAUGAUUCCGCUAGUUGGAAUCAAUGUAGUGAGCACAAAAGGCAGUGGAAAGAAUGUCCUGGGUCCUCAUUGCUAGGGAGGGGAGCAGAGGCUGUGUUUUGAAGCCACUGUCCCCAAUCCAGCUUUACGAUUUGACAAGGAACAUGCUGUUGCGUGAUUUCAUUAAUUAAGGAAACCUGGUGUUGAAGGACUUGUUAUUUUAUUGAAGGAGGGGAAAGGACCCUAAAAAAGAUUUCUGUGAUGACUGUAUCCUGUAGGGCUUUUGGAGCAACACGACUAUGUUUCCAAGAGCAGUCUGGCAGUCCCGUAGGCAGGCCGAACGUCCCGUGCUUCCUGUACUGACUGGGAAAUCCAACUGAGCAGUGAAUAACCUGAGGGUGCAGAUCAGAAGCAUUUAGUACUAGCCUCUGAUUCCUGCCCUGUUCCUCUUCCCGCUCCUGUGAUGACAAGCGAUUUACUCCAACGUCUAGUUACUAAGGAUGCUUUCAAGGAGCUGAUUCAGUCAGUCUCUCCUGCCCUCUGUUACCUCUAAUAUCUGGCCCCAGCAGCUGGACCUCCCCUAACUCCACUUCUGACUUCAACAGGCAAGGAUUAAUCCACAUAAAGAGCAGAGCCCGGAGAAGGAAGGCUGUGGCCCGAACUUGGUGACAGGGCUCCUUGCAGGGCUAGAAUGGCACUCAGUGAAUUUUCCCAACCUGAGGGAUGACCUUCCAUUGUUUUCCCAACCCUGCUCAGCCUGUAGCAUAAACGAAGUGCACUAUUAAACAGAAUAGUUUUUCAGAAGAGGAAA
Messenger RNA from Chinchilla lanigera (long-tailed chinchilla), 2779 nucleotides. RefSeq names its product zinc finger protein 3 (gene Znf3). Gene Ontology annotation, molecular function: DNA-binding transcription repressor activity, RNA polymerase II-specific. Gene Ontology annotation, biological process: negative regulation of transcription by RNA polymerase II. The transcript is spliced from 5 exons. Bases 301 to 1644 code for a protein of 447 amino acids. The record is from RefSeq and is a predicted model, not a curated record. NCBI's taxonomy places the organism in Eukaryota, Metazoa, Chordata, Mammalia, Rodentia, Chinchillidae.